Molecule: messenger RNA, 945 nt
Organism: Adineta ricciae
Lineage: Eukaryota; Metazoa; Rotifera; Eurotatoria; Adinetida; Adinetidae
Source: the annotation of a GenBank genome assembly
AUGUCUACUAUCACCAUCGUUGGUAUUCUUUAUGCUGUAUUGGCUUCGAUUACGAUUCUAUUUUCGUUAACCGUUCUGCUGGUGAUCACAACUCACUGGCGAUUAGAAUGUCGAUCGACAGCUAACCUUCUCACAUGCAACUCUUGUUCUGCAUUAUUUCUCUAUAGUCUAGCACUUGCGCUUCAAGUCCCCUUUGUUCUACAAAACAAUCCUGGUGACGCAAGUUUUCUUCUUUGUAAAAUACGUUCGUUUAUCUAUACGUGUUCGACAUUUAUCGUAUCAUACUCAUUUUUGAAUAUGGCGGUCUCUUGUUACUUUAUAACAAUGCUUUCUAAACUUCGAUACCUUCUCUCCUUUCAAACUCAUUGGUUCAUUAUUAUUAUUAGCUGGGUGUUGAGUGCCAUCGUAGCAAUUGCAACAUUUCUUUGUCCAUACGCGUAUGUCUACGAAGUUGAAUCUGGCCUAUGCGUUUUAACAACAAAGCAUUUUCUUGCAGCAUUCAUAGCUGCAAUCGUGGUUUUCAUCAUUCCUUUAAAUGCAAUAAUUCUUUUGUACGGAGCGAUCGUUUUCCAUAUAGUCCAACAGAAAAGGAUUCGUACGAAUAAUCUAAGUACUUCGCGAGCAAAACGAAAUAUAAAGGUAUUCAAAAAGAUCUUUCUUUACACUGGUAUUCUCGUCAUUGGUGGUACACCAUAUUUUUUCUCGACAAUAUUUCAUCAAAUGGGCUAUUACUCACCAGCAUUAAUUCUUGUCGUUCAUCUCAGCAUUGCAUCGGGAUGUGCUCUCGAUUCGAUAGCAAUACUUUUGACAAAUAAACAAGUCAAAAAUAUUCUUUUAGUUAAAGCCGGACGUCGUCAAAUGGAUCCGGCAAUCAAUAUCCAUCAACGCACGUUUAUUAACUAUAAUCAGAUACAAACAAUAACAGUAUUACCGAAAGUCGAUUAG